Messenger RNA from Aphis gossypii (cotton aphid), 2384 nucleotides. RefSeq names its product dipeptidase 1-like. Gene Ontology annotation, biological process: proteolysis. NCBI's taxonomy places the organism in Eukaryota, Metazoa, Arthropoda, Insecta, Hemiptera, Aphididae. The transcript is spliced from 13 exons. The record is from RefSeq and is a predicted model, not a curated record. Bases 477 to 2174 code for a protein of 565 amino acids. Gene Ontology annotation, molecular function: metallodipeptidase activity.
GUGUAACCGCGUUGUAGUCGCUGUGCGGCACGGCCACACCGUGCACGGGGGUCUGUUCUGCGCGCUCGUCAUUGUGUCGUUACGCGUGUUCCGCGAUCACACUCGACUUUAACAAAAAAAAAAAAAAAAGCAAUAAAACGAUUUUCUUUUACGACCUAAUAAUUUCACGCACACCAUACCGUUCACUGUGCACAGUAUAAUAUUAUAUCACUGCCGUUUCGUUUUACGUUUUUGGUCCGAACGACGAACGUCCACAAUAUAAUAAAUUAACGCUCGAAUUUUCGAAUUAACAACAAUAAUUACUACUCUAUAGUCGUAUCGCGCCGCGAGCACUGUGCACACGUGGCCGUCACCGUGCUGGUGGUCGCGUGCUGGCGGUCCGUUGUACGAAUGUUUUGCCGCCGCCGCUGCCGCCAACUGCAGCUUAUACGUUCACGCAACACGUUCGUUUGGCGUUUGGAUAGUUAGCUAACGAUAUGGUUGAACAAUUGUUACAAGAACGAUGUGGUCGGCAGUUAUCUUCCUGUGUUCGGAUGAAUACCAGACUGGCUGGAGCGGAAUUCGAACUGAAUUGUGGAAAGAAACAAAGUUCCAGAAGAUCGACAGAACAGAGAGAAAGGGGCCAUGUACCAGGAAUGUUUGACAGAGAGGAUGUCGACUUAGAUUUAGAUCUGAAGUAUCAUCUUCAGACUUGUACAUGUUCUUGUAACCACAUGGGCUUUGGCAACUAUAUGGAUUAUUAUCAGACUGGAUAUCCUGACGCACAUCAAACGUCUAGGCCGUCAACUUCCGGGAACGUCAGAAGAGAAGGAUUAUGUAACGGACAGGUUCACAGUAGCAGAGAGUAUGAAUCUCCCGAAAGUUCAGUUACGUCAGAUAGAGACCGACAAAGAACUGUAUAUGAAAUACAAGUUCGUCCGUGUGCUGGUAUUGUAUUGGUAAUAAUUGGUUUUGUCGUGUUGCUCAUAUGGAUUGCUCUGCCCAGCUCGUCCGAGGCACCUGUUAGUUUUUCAUCUCAUCGAGAAGAAACUUUUGAAGUGGUCCGACGAAUUCUUGAAGAAGUGCCAUUAAUAGAUGGGCACAACGAUCUCCCGUGGAAUAUUCGUAAGUUCGUACACAAUCAGCUGAUGUAUUUCAACUUCUCUGCGGAUUUGACGACCGUAGAACCGUGGUCGAAGAGUAAUUGGUCGCAAACCGAUUUACCGCGGCUCAGGAAGGGCAUGGUUGGCGCUCAAUUUUGGUCAGCAUAUGUGCCCUGUGGCAGAAAGCACCUGGACGGUGUCCAAACUACAAUGGAACAAAUUGACGUCAUUAGGAGGUUGGCUGAAACCUAUUCCAGUGAUUUACAGCUCGUAACAUCGGUAAAAGGAAUACGAGAGGCACAUAAAGUAAGAAAAAUUGCUAGUCUAAUUGGCGUCGAAGGUGGUCAUUCACUGGGUAAUUCACUAGCAGUGCUCAGGAUUUUCCAUAGCCUUGGUGCCCGAUAUUUAACGUUAACGCAUACUUGCGAUACACUGUGGGCUGGCUGUUGUUCCGGCUUAGAUUCACCAGAGAAUGAACAUCAAGGGUUAUCUCCAUUUGGUUUGCUAGUACUCAGAGAAUUGAAUCGACUUGGAAUGAUGGUUGACCUUAGUCACACGUCUGUCAAAACAAUGGAAGACGCACUUAACUAUACUUUAGCACCUGUAAUCUUCUCACAUUCAUGUGCGUAUUCGUUAUGCACUUCAUUGAGAAAUGUUCCUGAUCACGUGCUCAAACUAGUGGCCUUAAACGACGGUAUAGUUAUGGUGAGCUUCUAUUCAUAUUUUAUAAGCUGUAAUUCUACAUCAACAUUGGAACAAGUUAUUGCUCAUAUUAACCACAUCAAAAACGUAGCAGGAGAGGACCAUGUCGGCCUGGGUGCUGGUUACGACGGAAUUAAUCACACUACGAAAGGACUUGAAGACGUAUCACAUUAUCCUCAGCUAUUAACAUCAUUAAUGAGUAAUCAUUCGUGGACUGAGGAACAAAUAAAGAAACUUGCAGGCAACAAUUUACUGAGAGUCUUUUCAAAAGUAGAGAAGGUUAGAGACGAAUGGAAAGAAGAUGGAAUGAAACCAGUUGAAGACAUUUUAAUGCCAUUGAACAAAGAACCUUUGUUACCCAACUGCACAGAAGGAUAUAAUAUGACUUGAUGUUAUUAAAUAUAUUUAUUUUAGCAGUAGUACCUACGGUAAAAGUGAAAAUUUUCCGUCGGCCAAACGGAAUCCGAAGCGCAUUGGUGUCUAGAGGCCCAAUUAUAACAUAGUUGGGAUAUGUUUAGUUUCAUUUGUAUGUAUUUUUACAUUGACACUAAAAAUUAAUAACAACAUAGCUACUUCUAAACUUACAUUUUUUUUUUCAAA